This is a messenger RNA of Notodromas monacha, 453 nucleotides long. The record is from the annotation of a GenBank genome assembly. NCBI's taxonomy places the organism in Eukaryota, Metazoa, Arthropoda, Ostracoda, Podocopida, Cyprididae.
AUGUUGGUUUUUGGGGUUUUUGGCAUUUACACGCACGGUCUUCAAGGAACCGCAUUUCUCGUGUACCUCAUCUUCGUAAUGAUGUUGAAUCGUCGGGUUACUUUUGGAGAAACACGGCUGCUGCUGCGAGAGUUUCGAUUGAGUUUUCUUCUAGGGAAGUGGAAGAAAAUCGGCUUACUGGUGGAUACCCAGCAACUCAUGUUCGAGGCAAUAAUAACCUUGGACUUCUCCAGACCCGAACCGAAACUUACUUUUCAAGAGCGACCGACAUCGCAGCUUUUCGAUUCGCCGAACACGUCGUUGUUUGAGCUGGUGAUCAGCCCUUUGCGCGCCAGCGACGAAGGAGUUUACAAGUGCGAUAUAACUUACUUGGAGGUGAAGGAUGAAUGCGCAGUUGUUCAAUUCGUCAACUUGACGACACGUGUCAAGGAACCCCGACAGUUUCCUGCGUGA